AUGAAACUUUUGCCUUUUUCUACUUGGUUGCCUUGCCUCUUGGUAUUCAGCUUAUGUCUGGGCUGUGAGUGCGGCGCACUGAGGCGGACGGACAGGUCUAAGAGAGACUUGGUGCGCGCAAGGGAGGCUGUCGGAGUCUCUCCCGGAGCGUGUGGCACACGGCUCCAGCGGGGCAGGCGCUCUGUAUCCGGAGCGGACUGGCGCGCGGGCCGCCUGCACGCAUGUUUCAGUCAUGCGGGAGCGAGCGCAAGAGUAACACUCACCCGCAACAGUGUUUACUUCAGCGGCAGAGGAGAUCAACUACGGCUUAAACCGAGCAUAGAGGUUCCGCGCGGUAAUUUCACCCUGGAGAUGUGGAUAAAACCUGAAGGCGGUCAGCGCUCUCCAAGUGUGAUCGCAGGGCUCUAUGACAAAUGCUUCUAUGCAUCCUGUAAUCGAGGCUGGUUAAUAGGCAUCAGACCAGUCAGUGAUCAAGGGAACAGGGACCCUCGUUUCUUCUUCUCCCUCAAAACAGACAGAGCACACAAGGUUACCACAAUCACCUCCAAUGCUCCCUACUCCCCCAACCACUGGCAUCAUCUGGCUGUCACUUACAAUGGACUCCAUAUGAAGCUUUACCUCAAUGGGGCUCAAGUGGCUGUAAGCCGAGAGCAGUCCGGUGAGGUUUUUAGUCCCCUUACAAAAAAGUGCAAGGUGCUAAUGAUAGGUGGCAAUGCACUCAACCACAACUACAGAGGAACAUUGGAGCACCUGAGCCUGUGGAAAGAAGCCUUGGCCCAGCGCAAUAUAAUCCAAUACAUGCAAAGCCCUCAAUCUGAGUACCAUAAUGACCUUUCUGAACAAGUAAUUUACGAGAACUUUGAAAAUGCAUCUCAGAAGUGGCUGACAGUAAAAGAUGGGGUCUUUCCCCAGAUUGGGACCUCUGAUCGCACGUUGACAGCCAAUCUUGGUAGCACUGUCGAAACUGCACUGGUUCCUCCACCAUGUGGACAAACAGUCUGUGAUAAUGUUGAGGUAGUGACAAACUACAACCGCUUAUGGACCUUUCGCAAACCUAAGAUGGUGCGUUACCGAUUAGUCAAUGUGUAUGAUGAUGAUGGUCACUGGCCAACAGUUACAGAGCACCAGAUCAACCUCCAGCACCAGCAUCUAAACAAAGCUUUCCGCAUCUACAACAUCACAUGGGAGCGCACUGUACACAAUGUCUACAACUCCUCCUUGCGCAACCGUCUGGUCCUGGCUAACUGUGAUAUUAGCAAAGUGGGAGACGAGGAGUGUGACCCAGAAUGCAACCACACACUCACUGGUUUUGAUGCAGGCUACUGCAGGAGGCAAACAAUCAGCUGUCCUGAGCAUAAACUAGGGAACAAUGUUUGUGAUCCUGAGUGUAACUGGGAUAAUUUCAACUAUGACCAGGGUGACUGCUGUGACCCAAACAUCACUGAUGUAACAAAAACCUGCUUUAAUCCUGCAUCACACUACAGGGCCUACUUGGAUGUGAAGGAGUUGAAAGAGACAUUGCACCUGGAUGGCUCUACACACCUUAACAUAUUUUUUGCAAAUUCCACUGAUGAAGACCUAGCAGGCGAAGCCACAUGGCCUUGGGAUAAAGACGCCUUAACACAUUUAGGUGGGAUUGUGCUGAAUCCCUUGUUCUAUGGAACAUUUGGCCACACACAUACCAUGAUCCAUGAGAUUGGCCACAGCCUUGGACUGUACCAUGUCUUCAGAGGGAUUUCUGAAAUCGAGUCAUGCAAUGAUGCCUGUCUGGAGACAGAACCAUCAUUAGAGACUGGGGACCUGUGUGCUGAUACAAACCCCACACCGAAGUAUAAAUACUGCAGAGACCCGGAACGUGGAAACGACACAUGUGGCCAGCGGCUCUUCAAGCACACACCAUUCAGAAAUUAUAUGAGUUAUGCAGAUGAUUCUUGCACAAAUUCCUUUACAAUGAACCAGGUGGCUCGGAUGCAUUGCUAUUUAGAUCUGAUCUACCAGUCCUGGAGGACUGAGAGUAAGCCAGCCCCGGUUCCUCUAGCUCCUCGACUGAUGGAGCAAGGGGAAGACUCCCUCACCGUGGAGUGGUUCCCUGCACUUACUGGUCAUUACUUUGACAGAGAAGUGGGAUCUUUAUGUGACAGAUGCACUGAAGGCAGAGUGUUCCUGCAGUACGCCUCAAAUUCAUCCUCCCCAAAACCCUGUGCUCCAUCAGGACACUGGAGCCCACGUGAGGCAGAGGGUUCACCGGAUGUGGAGCAGGUGUGUGAACCCAGUGUCCGUACCUGGAGUCCCCAUGCUGGCCUUGACUCCAGCAGUGUGGGCUCUGCCUUGUGCCCUCCACAAGGCUGCAUGCUCCAACUGAACUUCACCUACCCACUUGUGCCAGAUUCACUCACUGUCUGGGUCACAUUCUUUUCAGCAGAAGAGAGUGACAUGGCAGCCAUCAACAAUAUUCUGCUACUAACACUGAGUAGCAACAAUGUGUCUCUGGGUCCACAGAGCAUCUUCUGUGACAUGCCACUUACACUUAAUCUUUCUGUGGAUGAGGAAGUGUAUGGCAUUCAGUUCUUCACUAUGGAUCAGCACCUGGAGAUUGAUGCCACAAUGAUAGCCUCCAAACCAGGGCAUGUACUCUGUCAGCCAUGCCAACCCCUGCAGUAUAGGCUGACACGGAACCCGUCUUUCAGUCAUGCACCUAAUGGCGUGGUGCUCAUGGAGCCCAUGAGGAGAUUUAUAGACAGGGACAUAGAGUCUGGUGAGACGUACACCUACCAUGUCCUGACUGUUUCCAAGACAGCAGAAAGUGAACCAUCUCCUGCUCUCAUACAUCAGCUGGGCUCACCAUACUGUGGAGAUGGACUCAUCCAACAUUAUCUGGGGGAGCAAUGUGAUGACAUGAACUUUGCCAAUGGAGAUGGCUGUUCAAACCAGUGUAAAAAGGAACCUUUGUUUAACUGCCUUGAUGAACCCAGUCUUUGCUACUUCUAUGAUGGUGAUGGUCUUUGUGAGGACUUUGAGCGGGAGAGGAGUGUGAGGGACUGUGGGCUCUACACACCCAGUGGUUUCCUGGACCAGUGGGCCACAGGGGUGGAGGUUUCCAAUGAGAACAGAAUAUAUUGCCCUGCAGAGGUGGCUGCAGGGUAUCCUGCUGUGACAAAGAGCUGUCUGUCGAAGGUGUUUGACCUGUCUGAUUUUGGGGUGUCUCAGUAUGCCUGGUUUCCCUGUGAGGAAUCACAGCGGCACAGCUACAAGACUCAGUACAAGUUAAAGGCAUACUAUUCCCACCCCAUGGUAGCUGCUGCUGUCAUAAUUCACCUGGCUGCAGAUGGGACCAUCUAUGGAGAUCAGACACAGAGCAAUGUCACCGUCCAACUGGUGGACACCAAGGAGCAGCUCCACAAUCUUGGCGAAUGGAGGCUGAGUUGCAGAAACAACCCUCUAGUGAUCCCUGUGAUUCAUGACCUGAGCAUGGCUUUCUACAGGACCAAGGCUAUUGUAGUGAGCUUCCAAUCAGCACUGGUGGCCAUUUCUGGAGUGGGUUUGCGAUCUUUUCAGUAUUUUGACCCCAUCACAAUUAGUGGCUGCCAAAGCAAUGAGAUUUACAAUCCAAUGGGGCAAAGUUGUGUGCAUUACUCAUGUGAUGCCAUUGACUGCCAGAAGCUUAUGGUGCAUAACUCGGAGACGAAGUGCAGUAGUCCAGGUUACUUCAAUGGUGUCCGCUGUAUAGUCACCUGCGACCGUGGAUACACCCUCAAAAUCCACAGAGAUGACGAAAUCAUCAAAACUCAGUCGGACUCAAUGGCCACCCUCACUUGUGCUGAUGGGAAGUGGAACAAACAGGUGUCAUGUGAGCCAGUGGAUUGUGGACGCCCAGACAAAUACCACGUGCACCUGGCCAAUUUCAGUUUCAAUGAGGGUACCACUUAUGGCAAGAAGUGCACUUUCCAGUGUAUGCACCCAGCACAGUUGUUAGGCAGCAAUAACCUGCUAACAUGUAUGGAAGAUGGCAUGUGGUCCUUCCCAGAGGCUAUGUGUGAGCUGCGCUGUUCUAUGCCUCCUUCCAUCCCCAAUGCCAUCCUGCAAACCAAACGUUGCAAUGCCAGCGGUCUCAAAGUUGGAUCUUUCUGCAAGUACAAAUGCAAGCCAGGCUACCAUGUACCUAGUGCUGAUAACCCUAAAAAACGGUCGUUCACAAGACAGUGUACAGAGAACGGUACCUGGCAACUGGGCAUGUGCGUACCAGUGACAUGUGACCCACCACCACCAGUCUUCUAUGGCAGCUACCAGUGUACUAAUGGCUUCCAGUUCAAUAGCGAGUGCUGGCUGAGCUGUCCUGAGGUUAAUCACAUGACAACUUCCUCCACCGUGAUCCGCUGUAGAAAGGACGGGAACUGGACUGGCUCUUUCCAGCUCUGUCCCCAACUGGAAGGCCAGUGCGCCCUCCCUCAGAACCUGAGCCCAGACAUCAACCUUACCUGCAGCAGGGGGCAUGACAUUGGAGAGCAAUGUGAGCUGACAUGCAGAGAUUCUGGUAGCAGUGUGGUGCUCCUCCCCAGGAACAUGACUGUGGAUGCCUUAGUGAAAGACCACUGGAGAAAGCCACCCAAAGUUAAGAGUAUUGUGUGUACAGUUGUACUGAAGUGGUAUCCAAGCCCAGAGAUGCUCCAUUGCAUAAAAGGCUGUGAGCCUUUCAUUGGCGAUAACUACUGUGAUGCCAUCAACAACCGAGCGUUCUGUAACUAUGAUGGUGGAGACUGCUGUCAUUCUACUGUCAAAACUAAGACGGUGAUUCCAUUCCCCAUGUCUUGUGACACCCGAGAAGACUGUGCAUGUCGAGACCCCAACGCACAGGAGAACAUUAAAGGGAUUCGACACCGAACACUGGGCUGAGGCUGUGUCACUGGAGGUCAUCCUGGUACCACAGGGGAAAAACAAUUAAACAAAAAACCUUUCUCUCUCCAUGCUGCUUACUAGAGGGCCAUUCCACUCAUGCUGUACCCUGACAUGCCUGUCGAUGAGCUGUUGCCAACUAUGGUAUGCUGCUUAACAAGAAAAAACACAUUAAAAUAUACAAUGGUAAAUAGGGUUCAAUUAUGGAGGGAUAAGUGCAGCGUUUUAGGAUCCAGCUCAAUAAAAAAUAAAAAAUCAGAGACGUCAUCAAUAGAAGCUGGAUGCAAGCCCAACUUGACAGUUUUCUUGCUUUGGAUUCCCUAGUCCUUAUUUGUAAGGCACAACUGCAGCAAAUUGAUUAGAAAGCAACACAGAGAAAACCAUUUCAUGCUCUGAUUGUUUUGUUUCUUAUUUUAAUAGAAACCAUUUAUUCUUAAUAUAACCAACAAAAAGCAGCAAAGGAAGGACUAAAAAAGCUAGCAGUCCUGGAAAUUCCUAAGCUGACACUUCAGAGAAAUCACUUCAGCUAUUCAUAAAAAUGCUCCCACCCAUGUCCUUUAGUUUCCCACUGAUGUGUUUAACAACAAAUGGUCUGUUUUAACAUAGGAAAAGCAAAAAGCCCUUCUGAGGCAUUUUGACAUAUAUUCUUGAAAAGCCAAAUGCACCACUAAGCUGCAUGAAAAAUAGGAAACAUAAGGAGUCUCUCCUUGACGGAUUGGACGGUGAGUAGGGAAGACAUAAAUCAGCAAAAUAAAACUGCAAAUCACUAAGAAAUAUGCACACCUGAAUCUGAAAAGUAUCAGAUUUUAUUGGCUUUAUUUUAUUGAAUACUUCCCUCAGAAGAGACAUUCAUUCAAUAAAAUUCAGCCCUAGAGAUGUGUGUAAUUAAGAGCAUGGGAUCAAGAAUAAGACAAAAAAGAGAGAUAAAGACAGAAAGCGCAGCUGUCAUUGUUAUAUUUUCUGCUUGAGCCAUGCAGACAGAUAUCUCCUCAGAGUGUGUAUGCAGUAUUCUGUCCAUCUUACCUCCUGCCAUAAUGCAGCUAUAUACUGUACAUUUAAAAAGUAUUUUAGAAAGUCUAUACAUCUCUGACACAUGUUUAGAUACUUACUGUAUUUAUCAGUCUGCAGGAAUUACAUACAAGACCUCUGGACUAUAUUUAGGUACUUGGCAUUUUAACCUAUUCAGCAAACUAUUUGUUUUAUCAUUAAUCAUACACAAAUCCAGUACUGUCAUAGCAAGCAAAAUUUACAAAACCGUAACCAAUUUAAAAUUGCAUGAUGAACUUGUCAGGGAGACUGGGAUGCUGAUAUGUGACCUGAUGACUGAUAGUGCUGUGCUCAGACACAAGUUAUCAGUUCUAACUGUGUAUUAGGUAUAUGCUAAAUCUUUUUUAACAUUACAGCUGCGGCUUUUUUUAAACUUUAACUUUUUUUGCCAGUUCAAAUGGUGAACAUUAUCCAAUGAUAAUAAUGAAAUCAAUAAUCAUUAUCCCACACUGACUAGUAUAGCCUUGCUAAACUUUCUGACAGCUUUCUGAGGUAAGCUUUAACAGACUCUAACAUGUAUCACUGUAGAUCAGUAAAACACAAUGUCAUACAGAUGCCCCAUCAGCAUGAAUAAUGAACUAAACAGAAUUAUCUUAAGUUUGAAACCAAUGAAGGAAUGUAUAGCACCAUUUUCUCGUCAUUAAUUUAAAAUUUCCACAUAAAAUGGCCAUUGCAGUAGACAUAUAAUAAAUAAAUAAAUAAAUAAAUAAAUAAAUAAAUAAAUA
This is a messenger RNA of Tachysurus vachellii, 6662 nucleotides long. It is a transcript of the gene pappab, whose product is annotated as pregnancy-associated plasma protein A, pappalysin 1b. Gene Ontology annotation, molecular function: metallopeptidase activity. Lineage: Eukaryota; Metazoa; Chordata; Actinopteri; Siluriformes; Bagridae. The record is from RefSeq and is a predicted model, not a curated record. The coding region runs from base 1 to 4890 and encodes 1629 amino acids. The transcript is spliced from 22 exons.